Medicago truncatula (barrel medic) is the source of this 2484-nucleotide messenger RNA. RefSeq names its product ferric reduction oxidase 4. Gene Ontology annotation, cellular component: plasma membrane. Lineage: Eukaryota; Viridiplantae; Streptophyta; Magnoliopsida; Fabales; Fabaceae. Gene Ontology annotation, molecular function: ferric-chelate reductase activity. The transcript has 8 exons. The record is from RefSeq and is a predicted model, not a curated record. Bases 62 to 2170 code for a protein of 702 amino acids.
CAUACAGGAUGCAGAUCAUAGUGCAGUUUGAAACUCUCUCUCUCUCUUCACACAAAAGUGUAUGAUGAUGAAGAGCCACACAUUCCUAAGGAUCAUUUUUCUUUUUAUGUUUCUUGGAUGGCUAACAGUUUGGAUCUUGUUGCCCACAAAGGUCUACAAAAACACAUGGACUCCCAAGCUAGAAAUCAAGCUCAAUUCUACAUACUUUAGAGAGCAAGGGGUAAAUAUUCUGCUUUUCACAUUCCCUAUCAUGUUCAUUGGAGCUCUGGGUUGUAUAUAUCUCCAUCUUCAUCGUGAGAAAACAACACAAAAGUUACCCUCCACAAGUACUGGCGCUCUAAAAAAAUGUUUAUGUUUCCUGAGACGUCCAUUCCUGGUGAUGCCUACAAUUGGAAUUGUUUCAGCUAUGGAGCUUAUUUUUGCAAUCAUGUUUGUUGCACUUUUGAUAUGGUCCCUUUACAAUUACUUAAGUAUCAGUUUUGCUCACCUCCAUAUGCACAAAGAAGGCGAAAAAGUAUGGGAAGCGAAGUUCAGGAGUGUAUUUUUGAGACUAGGUUACAUAGGAAACAUAUGUUGGGCAUUUUUGUUCUUUCCGGUUACAAGAGGGUCUUCCAUUCUGCGUCUUGUUGGACUCACAUCUGAGUCAAGCAUCAAAUAUCAUAUCUGGCUUGGACAAUUAUCUAUGGUUCUUUUUGCUGCGCACACCAUAGGUUUUUUCAUAUAUUGGGGCAUCACCAAUCAAAUGGUUGAGGCGUUAGAGUGGAGCAAGACAUAUGUAUCCAAUGUAGCUGGAGAGAUUGCAAGUUUAAUAGCAUUAGCUAUGUGGAUAACAAGCAUUCCACAAAUAAGGCGCAAGAUGUAUGAAGUAUUCUUCUACACUCACCAUCUCUACAUUCUCUAUAUCUUAUUCUAUGCCAUCCAUGUUGGAGUUGAAUACAUGUGUAUGAUUGCUCCUGGGAUUUUCCUAUUCCUCAUUGAUAGACACCUUAGAUUCUUACAAUCUCGCCAACAUGCUCGGUUACUAUCAGCUCGCCUUUUACCUUGUGAUGCCCUUGAGCUCAACUUCUCCAAGGAUCCUAGUUUAUACUAUAACCCCACAAGUUUGGUGUUCAUAAAUGUUCCAAAGGUUUCCAAGCUGCAAUGGCACCCUUUUACGGUGUCUUCUAGUUGUAAUUUGGAGACGAACUGCCUUAGUGUUACAAUUAAAAAUGUGGGCAGCUGGUCAAACAAGCUUUAUCAAGAACUUUCUUCUUCAUCUUUGGAUCAUCUUAAUGUCUCAGUUGAAGGACCCUAUGGACCACAUUCUGCUCAGUUUCUAAGGCAUGAGCAGAUUGCAAUGGUGAGUGGUGGAAGUGGCAUAACUCCAUUUAUAUCUAUAAUCCGUGAUCUCAUAUUUCAAAGCCAACAACAAGAAUUUCAACCUCCAAAACUCCUACUUGUUUGUAUUUUCAAAAACUAUGUUGAUCUAGCCAUGUUAGAUCUUAUGCUUCCUGUUUCUGGUUCAACAACUCAAAUUUCACAGCUUCCGUUACAAAUUGAAGCUUACAUCACAAGAGAAAAAGAAGAGCCUUCAAGAGAUACUCAAAAACAAAUCCAAACUAUAUGGUUUAAAACAAACCUCUCAGAUUCUCCUAUCUCAGCUGUAUUAGGCCCAAAUAACUGGUUAUGGCUUGGUGCUAUAAUCACAUCAUCGUUCAUCAUGUUUCUCCUCCUUUUAGGAAUUGUUACUCGUUACUAUAUUUAUCCAAUUGAAAAUAACACAGGUGAAGUGUAUAACUGGACUUCCAAGGUUAUGUGGUACAUGUUUCUACUAUGUGCGUGUGUAUGUAUAUGUUCUAGUGUUGUAUUUCUUUGGUGUAAGAGACAGAACACUAUAGAAAAUAAGCAAAUAAUGAAUGUAGAAGUUCCAACACCAACAAGAUCACCAGGGUCAUGGAUUUAUGGUUCAGAAAGAGAGCUUGAAAGCCUUCCUCAUCAAUCUUUGCUGCAAGCUACCAAUGUACAUUUUGGUGCAAGACCUGAUCUCAAGAAAAUUCUGUUUGAGUGUAAAGACAAAGAUGUUGGAGUUAUGGUUUGUGGUCCAAGAAAAUUGAGACAUGAAGUUGCUAAAAUUUGUGCUUCUGGUUUGGCUGAUAAUCUUCACUUUGAGUCCAUCAGUUUUAAUUGGUGACCUACAAUGUUGCAUCAAUGUACAUGUCGUAUAUAUAUGCCUUCUACCAUCUCUAAAAUGUACGUGUUGAUUCUUCUAUAUUAUAAUUAGGCAAUGUGAAGAAGUGCAAUUGCACAUGUGUGCUUGUACAUGAAUUAAUGUCUUUUUCAUUAUUAGGCCAUUGUGAAGAAGUGCAAUUGCACAUGUGUGCAUGAAUUAAUGUCUUUCUUUCCUCUAUGUUUUGCAUGAAUUAACUGUGAUGACCAAAGAAAGAGUACAUUACUACAUUUAAUAAUAAAAGGAGAGUGGACAAAACUCUUAUACAUUCUGCCUCA